Xyrichtys novacula (pearly razorfish) is the source of this 390-nucleotide messenger RNA. Lineage: Eukaryota; Metazoa; Chordata; Actinopteri; Labriformes; Labridae. The record is from the annotation of a GenBank genome assembly.
AUGACAUCUCCUGUCACAAAAGCUAUGAUAGAGUCCUACGCGCUUAUGGUGUUGGUCAUGGGCACGUUUUUCGUCUAUUUCUGUGGGAUGGUUUGGGCUUUCUGCAACCCGAAAUUGAGCGGAGAAGAAGAAGAAGAGUGUGAGACCGAGAAACGCGCUCAGGAACACGGGGACGACUGGAUCUGCGCCUCAAGUCCUCCGGAAUACAACCGCAGGUGCGCCUGUACGCAUCGACCGGCACCACCGAGCGCCGCGGGUGGACUCACACACUCGACGUCUGUAAAAACGUGGGACGAUACUGACAGUCUUCUCUUAGACUUUCCUGCGAUUUGCCGCGAAGAUCAUGGAGUUCACAACCAAAUUGGAUACAGCCCCUCUUGGAUGGUAUAG